AUGGGUCCUACUCAGGGAAAGGAAUUAUCUCCUUAAAUGAGAGAUAGAGUGCUUAAGUUAUUUGCAAGAUUCGAUGUUGAUGGUUCUAAAUCAAUUGAAAAAUCAGAAACCAUUAAAUAUUGGAAAAGCAACUUUGCAAAAUUGAAUACUGAAGAAUUAUUUAAAUCUGUUGACACUGAUAACAGUGGAACAAUAUCAGAAGAAGAAUGGCUAAAUUUUUGGACAUCGGUAUUGAGGAGUGGUCACACAGAGGAAGAGAUUUCUGAUGAACUGGAGAGCAUUGAAUCAGGCUCAUCUUGGGUUAAAUUCGAGAACUUAGAUAAAAAAAAAGAGUGAAAGUAGAUAUAUUAUUUAAAUAUAU
This is a messenger RNA of Paramecium tetraurelia, 361 nucleotides long. RefSeq lists its product as uncharacterized. Gene Ontology annotation, molecular function: calcium ion binding. Lineage: Eukaryota; Ciliophora; Oligohymenophorea; Peniculida; Parameciidae. The transcript has 4 exons. The record is from RefSeq and is a predicted model, not a curated record.